AUGGUACAGCGAAUGAGAAGACCUGUUAGACCUAAAGGGUUUAUGGCAAAAGUUGGUAAAACUGUUAAUAAAUGGUGGUCAUCUAUAUAUCAACCCGAAUGGGGUUGCCUUGGUUCGAAUGGACCUGCUUUAUGGCACAAAAUUGAUAAAUCAUAUAGAACAUGUAAAGGCAUUAAACAGCAAUCCCCCAUAGAUCUUAAAGUUGAAGAUUUUAUCAAUUCUACUAAAUUGAAGUUAAACGUAAUCAAACCAACCGAUUUAAUUCUCUUAAAUAAUGGUCAUACUUAUCAAGUUCAACGUUCUGAAGGUACUAUUGAAAAACCUGCAUUAUAUGAAGAUGCAACAUUGAAAGUUGAUGGUGAAACAUAUUAUCUUGCUCA
Cetraspora pellucida is the source of this 380-nucleotide messenger RNA. The record is from the annotation of a GenBank genome assembly. NCBI's taxonomy places the organism in Eukaryota, Fungi, Glomeromycota, Glomeromycetes, Diversisporales, Gigasporaceae.